AUGUCGCCGGCACCACCACCCGAGGCCAUGGACCCGGCGGGGGCGGGGGCGGCGCUGCCUCCGCCUCGGAAGCGCCCCAGGAAGGGGAGCAGCAGCGCCAGCGCCAGCGCCGCGUCGCCCGAGGCCGAGGGCAGCGACAAGAAGCGCUCCCGGGGCCGGCCGAAGCUCGACCUCAAGGACGACGAGUCGGCCGCCGACCGCCGCCGGACGCAGAUCCGCCUGGCGCAGCGGGCCUACCGCAGCCGCAAGGAGAACGCCAUCUCGGCGCUCGAGCGGCGCGUGCGGGAGCUGCAGGACGCCAACGACGGCAUGAGCAGCGCCUUCCGGGAGCUGCACGACUUUGCGCUGGCGCAGGGCCUGCUCGAGGGCGCGCCCGAGUUCGGGCGGCAGCUGAGGGCUACGACGGAGAAGUUCCUGAGCCUGGCGAGGACGACGGCGAGGACGACGACGACGACGACGACGGGCAUGGAGGACGGGGAAGGGGAAGAGGAUGGGACCGCGGAGGGGAAGGAGGCUGCUGAUGCGGAAGCUGAGGCGGUCCUUGCGGCCGGCGCGGGAGGGAUCUUGGAUCGACAUCCGUCUCACUCGGGCUCAGAGGCUACGCCGCAGGGCUCGGAACGGGGCAGCUUCGGCCAGGAGGUGUCGCCUGCGUCCAAGGUGUACCUCCCGUGUGGCUACACAGUGUCAGAUGGCAGGGAUGAAGGGAUGCAACUCGCACAAAUGACUGCGGACUCACUACCUCCGCCGAUAGACGCGCCGCCGCCGGGCUACGGAGGAUCCCACCCGGCCGGCGCAUCAGGCAACCCGAACUUCCCCUUCGCGUACCCGCGCAUGCCCAGGAGCAAGACCAACGCGUCGGGCUACUUCCUCAACCCGUCGCCGCCGUCGCCGUCGCCGUACGCGUCCAUGCCCGUGCCCGCGAGCUACGCCGCCUCGGAGACGACGCUCAGCCGGCGGCUGCAGCGCACGGCCAUCGAGCGCGGCCUGCGGCUCAUCAGCAUGCCCAACCCGCCGCCGGCGCGGCUGUCGCGCGUCUUCGGCUUCUGCCUGCUCUUCGAGACGCGCGACAUGAUCAUCGAGCGCAUGUCGCGGCUCGCGCGCGGCGGCGGGCAGGACUCGCUGCACAACUGGGGGUACCCGUUCGCGUACCUCGGCGGCGCGGGCACGCGCACCUCCGAGUUCGCCGCCUCGCUGUCGCUGUCCGGCACCACCGACUACUCGUCCUCGAGCGGGUCGUCCCCGGGCCCGCCCGAGGCGGCGGCGGCGGCGGCGACGGCGGGUAUCUACCAGCAGCAGCAGCCGUACAGUAUGGACGGCACCGGCGGCGAGCGGUUCAAGAUGCUGCCGCUCGGGUGCCGCAUGUCCAUGGGCCCGCACGACGAGCGGGUCGUCGGCGCGCAGGACGCGCAGCUCACGGACGACAUGCGCAUCAUGCUGCCCGGGCUCGAGGGCGAGUUCUUCGACGCCGAGGAGACGGAGCUGUACCUGCGGCGCAAGGGGAUAUACGUGCCCGUCGGCCUGGACGAGGUCGUCGUCGAGAUCGACGAGGCCAGCUUCCGCGAGGUCCGAGACGGGACCGGGGCUGGGGGCGGAGGGUCUGCCACUGUGGGGGGAUCCCAGGUUCCCGUCGCGCAGGUUGGAGGGGGGAACGAAGCUGCGUUUCACAGCCAGGCUGGGCACGGAGUGUUUGACAAUGCCACCGCCGUAUCGAACACGCCGUUCACGGGGGCGUCUAGCGGCGCCAUGGACCCCAUGACCUCUGCCCCGGGCUUCUCGGCGAUGUUCAGCAUCCCCGUGAGCGCGCCGCCCGGCAACAUGUGGCAACGCCCGUCGGGCUUUACCGAAUUCCCUGUCACGGCACCGGGAGAGUAUACCCUGACUGACUCCAUCGGUGGUGGGCAGUCAACAUACCAGGGCCAUCCGGCGCCGCCGUCUUCGCGAAAGAUCGUGACGCUGGAUGUGCCGACGUUUAUAUCGCAACUUUCCAGCACGGCUGUGUGUCUGGGUAGGGCAUCGGGUUUCAGGAAGGAGAACAUCGAUGCCGCGGUGCUGGCGGCGAUCCGGGAAGUGUAG
This is a messenger RNA of Thyridium curvatum, 2073 nucleotides long. RefSeq lists its product as uncharacterized. The transcript is spliced from 2 exons. The coding region runs from base 1 to 2073 and encodes 690 amino acids. The record is from RefSeq and is a predicted model, not a curated record. Gene Ontology annotation, biological process: regulation of DNA-templated transcription. NCBI's taxonomy places the organism in Eukaryota, Fungi, Ascomycota, Sordariomycetes, Thyridiales, Thyridiaceae. Gene Ontology annotation, molecular function: DNA-binding transcription factor activity.